AUGGCUUCUAUUCGACCGAAAAUAACAGUUAUUCUUGCCUAUAUUAUAAUUGGAUUAACUUUAAGUGCAAUUACACUUGUUGUACUUUCUAUUAGUACUAAUCAUUGGAUACAUACAAUACGAAUGCGAGCCGGGCUUUGGAAACUUUGCCAUUUACAACCAAUAGCAUGUUUUCAUUCAAUAUUACGUACGCCAGCUGCUUUAUCAUUAACAGGACUACUUUUGAUUGUCAUCGGAUUGACAGCAACGACUAUAUUUUAUAUUAUUGAGGGGCACCACUUGCCACCAUCUGUUCGACCUAUAUCGUUGAUCACGGUUUUUUCAUUAGGUUUCGGUACAUUUUUUCUUGUCAUUAGUUCGGUGACAUUUUCUCAUAUUGCUGCUCAAUUUUGUUAUUCAUAUUAUUUGCUGAUUGUUGCUCAUUUAUUUUCAAUGACUGCAGCAAUUGUAGCUAGUUAUCUAGAGGGACGACGAAAUGCAUUAGUAUCUACGUCGACCACAGUGAGUCGAUUGGCUGUACGUAGACCUUGA
This is a messenger RNA of Rotaria socialis, 531 nucleotides long. NCBI's taxonomy places the organism in Eukaryota, Metazoa, Rotifera, Eurotatoria, Philodinida, Philodinidae. The record is from the annotation of a GenBank genome assembly.